CCUCGCCCAGGUUGACCCAGCCUCCAUCUACCUAAAGUAUCCUAUAUCCUUCUGUUCCUUGCGACAAGGCUCUUUCAGUUUCGAUGAACAGUACAAAGUGACCUAGUUGACACCGACUGAGCCCACAGUUCUUGAUAUCGGUCUCGUAACUCUCUACAAUCAUCUCCAGAGUCAGCGGAGCCUUUCGACAACGGUCCCGCCGUAUCUGUCCACGGUGUUGCCUGCGCCCCUAAAUUUGCACUGCGUCACCGGCCUCACAAACGACUCCAUUGAUUGACCUCAUCUGGCCGCCUUCGACCUCAUCCUUCCUUCCUCCCCUUUUCCUUCCAAACAGCAUGCUCGAGACAGCAAGGCGGAAAUCUUUGGCGUGGCUCAACAGUCAAUACAUCUAUGGACGAGUCCCUCUGCUCCACGCCUUCAUCCUAUUCAUCGAGUUAGCCAUGGCGGCACGGCUAGUGGCCAAGUUCAACUCUUACUAUGCACAAAAGCCGGUGUUGACCACGAUGAUCACGAAUGCGGUCCUCGGAGGUGUCGCAGACACAGUCGCACAAACAAUCACCGCGUUCCGAGCCCGACAAGCCAUGCUCCCUGCCGACGCCGAAUCGAAUAAUUCCUUAAUCUCUUCGGGCGUUGAACUGGAAGACCUCAACGAGAAGCCGGCGAGAUUAUCCCCCGCCCUGUCUCCUCGACAUCGCGGACCUCAACCCUUCGAUUUCGAACGGCUGACUCGGUUCAUGGCAUACGGAUUCCUGAUGGCGCCGGUGCAAUUCUUGUGGUUUGGCCGGCUCAACAAGUGGUUCCCCAUCACACCAAAGAGUGGAACGAUACCGGCGUUGAAGCGAGUGGCUUUUGAUCAGAUCUGCUUCGCGCCUUUUGGGCUCUCGGCUUUCUUCACUUUCAUGACUGUCGCCGAAGGAGGGGGCAAAGAAGAGAUUGUCCGCAAGUUUCAGGACGUCUACCUGCCUACGCUCAAGGCCAACUAUAUCCUCUGGCCAGCCGUUCAAAUCAUCAACUUCCGUCUCAUGCCUUUGCAGUUCCAAAUUCCUUUUGUGAGCACCGUGGGCAUCGCAUGGACAGCUUAUCUCAGUCUGACGAACUCGAGUGAGGAUGAGGUUUUGCAGCAGAGUUGAUCAUUUCAGUAUAACGACGCCGCCGUCGUAGGUGCCGACGGCAUUGCAUCAGUGGAGUUGGGACGGGCUUGGGCAUUUUGGGGUAUACCACAUUUGGCGUGACGGAUUCAACAGGAGCACAAGUGGCUGGCUUCAUGCAAGUUAGGACCGGUUCACAAUUGAGCAUUGACUAUUCUUUCCACGCUCAAGAAUCCUUGGUAACAAUAGAGCGUAUCUCCUACUUGAAUCUUGGCCCAGAAGCAUGUGAAAGCCGUCCGUGAAUCGCGUAAACAGAAACCGUCCUUUCUAGUGUCUGAUGAAAGUUUUGAAUUCUGCAUGUAUGAAAUUGCUAUUUCCGGG
This is a messenger RNA of Exophiala dermatitidis NIH/UT8656, 1469 nucleotides long. RefSeq lists its product as uncharacterized. The record is from RefSeq and is a predicted model, not a curated record. The transcript is spliced from 3 exons. Gene Ontology annotation, cellular component: membrane; cytoplasm. Lineage: Eukaryota; Fungi; Ascomycota; Eurotiomycetes; Chaetothyriales; Herpotrichiellaceae. Bases 336 to 1130 code for a protein of 264 amino acids.